Messenger RNA from Pyrenophora tritici-repentis Pt-1C-BFP, 1236 nucleotides. RefSeq names its product CaiA, Acyl-CoA dehydrogenase. The record is from RefSeq and is a predicted model, not a curated record. Gene Ontology annotation, molecular function: flavin adenine dinucleotide binding; acyl-CoA dehydrogenase activity. Lineage: Eukaryota; Fungi; Ascomycota; Dothideomycetes; Pleosporales; Pleosporaceae.
AUGUCCACCUCAAACUUCACCCAAACUCAACUUGAAAUCCGCACCGCCAUCCAAUCCCUCUGUACAUCUUUCCCAGACCACUACUGGCGCAGCCACGACACUGAAGCCAAAGACCCCAGCACCUUCCACUCCGCGCUCGCGGCUGGCGGCUGGCUCGGCAUCGCACUGCCCACGUGCUACGGCGGCUCCGGGCUCGGCAUCUCCGAAGCAACAAUGAUGAUGCAAACGAUAUCUGAGUCCGGGGCCGGAAUGGCAGGCGCACAAGCAGUACACGGGAAUGUAUACGCCACGCAGCCGCUUGUACGGCACGGCAGUGCUGAAAUGUGCGAGAGUCUAGUGCCACGGAUAGUAAAGGGGGAAGUAAGAGUGUGUUUUGGGGUUACGGAGCCGGGGAGUGGGUUGGAUACUUUGGGGUUGAGGACGCGGGCUGUGAGGGAAGGGGAUGAGUAUGUGAUUAGUGGGGAGAAGGUUUGGAUUACGGCGGCGCAGGUGGCGGGGGUUAUGAUGCUUUUGGCACGAACAGGCGACGGAGACAGUGAUGGUGGUAAGAGUAUUGGUAAAGAUGAUGGAGGGAAGAAAAGAUCCCACGGCCUCAGUCUCCUCUGCAUCCCCCUCGACCGCGCAAACCCCGCCCUGGAAAUCCGCCGCAUCCGCAAAAUGGGUGGUAGAGCAGUCGAUGCGAAUCAAGUCUUCUUCGACAAGUACCGUGUCCCCGCUUCUUCGCUUAUCGGUGCUGAGAACCACGGGUUCAAGAUUAUCCUUCAGGGAAUGAAUGCGGAGCGGUGUCUCCUCGCGGGUGAAGCACUCGGUUUGGGGUACUGUGCCCUAUCCCGCGCCGCAGAAUACGCACGCACACGUGAAGUAUUUAACAGACCUAUUGGUAUGAAUCAGGGUAUUGCGCAUCCGCUUGCAGACGCGUAUAUGGCGCUUGAAGCGGCGAAGCUGGCGACGUAUCAUGCGGCGCAGUUGUAUGAUGAGAGUCAGCAGGAGGGCAGUACGGUGACGCACGAUGAGGUGGGCGUGGCGGCGAAUAGUGCAAAGUAUCUUGCUGCUGAGGCAGCCUUUCGUGCGUGUGAGAGGGCUGUGUUAACGCAUGGGGGUAUGGGGUAUGCGGAGGAGUAUGAUGUUGAGAGGUGGUUUAGGGAGAGUUUGGUGCCGAGGAUUGCGCCGGUUAGUAGGGAGAUGAUAUUGAAUUAUGUGGGCGAGAAGGUGUUGGGAUUACCGAGGAGUUAUUAG